AAACAUUACAUUAUACAUUAAAGCCAUAUAUCAUAUCAUAAUUCUCAUCCACACAUAUAACAACUAUCUAACUAAUGGCAUCCACAUCCACAGCCUGUAGUUUUUUGCACCCAUUCUACACUACUACUACUACUAAAACUCUUAAAGCAGCUCCAUAUUUACAAAGACAACAACUUCUAAACAAACCCCACCACCACCACCCAAUUAUCAUCUGCCACUCAACCCAAGACCAAACCCAGCUGUCUCGUCGGGCCGUUCUCACUCUUGUUAUUGGUACAGCUGCUGUUGCCACAAAGGUCUCCCCGGCCGAUGCAGCUUAUGGUGAAGCUGCAAAUGUUUUUGGUAAGCCAAAGAAGAAUACAGACUUCAAGCCAUACGAUGGAGAGGGAUUUAAGCUCUCUAUUCCAGCUAAAUGGAAUCCGAGCAAAGAAGUAGAGUAUCCUGGUCAGGUGCUGAGAUAUGAAGACAAUUUCGAUACAACAAGCAACCUUGCAGUUAUUGUCACCCCUACUAACAAGAAAUCAAUCACUGAUUAUGGUUCCCCAGAGGAGUUCUUAUCUCAAGUGAAUUACUUAUUGGGGAAACAAGCUUACUUUGGAAAAACAGCUUCUGAGGGUGGGUUUGAAGAAGAUGCGGUCGCAACAGCUAACAUAUUAGAGACAUCAACACCCGUGAUCAACGGAAAGAAAUACUACUACUUGUCGGUGUUGACUAGAACCGCUGACGGGGAUGAGGGUGGGAAGCACCAACUAUUCACGGCCACGGUGUCUGAUGGUAAACUGUAUAUCUGCAAGGCACAGGCUGGUGACAAGAGAUGGUUCAAAGGAGCCCGGAAAUUUGUUGAGACAUCAGCCUCUUCAUUCAGUGUAGCUUAAUGUAAAAACCCUCUGGGCUAAUAUAAAAGGGAAUUUUAGUUAUUAGAUGGCAAAACUAUAAGAAAGUAUUUCGUCAGAAGGAUUCAUGUACUAUAAAAUUUGCUAUGUUUUGUUUACAUUGUAUAUUUGUAUGUAUAUUUCAGUUUACAAA
Molecule: messenger RNA, 1026 nt
Organism: Erigeron canadensis
Lineage: Eukaryota; Viridiplantae; Streptophyta; Magnoliopsida; Asterales; Asteraceae
Product: oxygen-evolving enhancer protein 2, chloroplastic-like
Exons: 4
Coding region: 75-875 (266 amino acids)
Biological process (GO): photosynthesis
Cellular component (GO): extrinsic component of membrane; photosystem II; photosystem II oxygen evolving complex
Molecular function (GO): calcium ion binding
Source: RefSeq, a predicted model, not a curated record